This is a messenger RNA of Cheilinus undulatus (humphead wrasse), 3432 nucleotides long. RefSeq names its product protein sidekick-2. Bases 346 to 2271 code for a protein of 641 amino acids. Gene Ontology annotation, molecular function: cytokine receptor activity; cytokine binding. The transcript has 16 exons. The record is from RefSeq and is a predicted model, not a curated record. NCBI's taxonomy places the organism in Eukaryota, Metazoa, Chordata, Actinopteri, Labriformes, Labridae. Gene Ontology annotation, biological process: cytokine-mediated signaling pathway. Gene Ontology annotation, cellular component: signaling receptor complex; external side of plasma membrane.
AAGUGUUCUUCACUGGCAAGUCAUUCACACAUUUACACGCUGGGUCUGCUGCUUUCUUACUGUGCUGCCAUCUUCUCUCAUGUUCAAGCAGCAACAGUGAACUGCAAGACAAAGGACAUUUCCUCAAAUUAUGAGCACUGUGCCAUUCAACCAGGUGGAGUUCAUGAUUUAGUUUGUUUUGGUCACUUUAAAUCACUCGGCUAUAAAACCUGUGUUUGGAAACCUGGAAACCCUUCAUCAGAAAACACAUACACCCUCAUCAUACGACAAAACCAAAAAUUAUGCAACGCUCACCUCGACAUCACAGACUUAGAUAAAAAGAUCAAAUUAUUUGAAAAAUACAACAUGACUGUGGAGGUUUUUGAAAACAGCGAGUCAACAAACUGCACAAAAGCAGUUUUCAGCGCCUCACCAAGGAGCAUAUUGCGAUGUGAUCCUCCAUAUAACGCAUCAUUCAGCCGUUAUUCUGGACGGCUGGCUGUAGAUGUGAGCUGGGGACUCAAGGACAAGAGUGGUAUAAUGUAUUACUCUGUUAGAUAUAAACCACGAAGCAGCCUGCUAUGGAACCAGCAGGUUGAGCAAUGCAAAAAUGGCGUAAACUGUGAGUUAGAGAGCCUGACAUCUUCACUGGACUAUAACGUACAGAUACGAUGUGUCACUAAUCAGAAAUGCUCACAGUGUGUGUGGAGUGACAUCUACACAGUCCCAGCAGAGCUCACAACUGGGCCGAUCAUUCUAAACCUUAAUGAUACAGAUGUUCCCAACAGAAAAGGACAACGGCAGCUUUCUUUACAAUGGAUGUUCCCUGCUAACGAGACGUAUGAUGGCUACCACGUGACGAUUCAGAAAGCAUCUGGAGAGGAACCACGUGAGCGGCUAACUGUCUUUCAACCUCAGAUCAGACUGAUCCUCUCCUAUUCAGAGUAUAAUAUCAAUGUCAGCACUUUCAACAAUAUCAGCAUCUCUCCUGCUGUGAGCCAGACGAUACCCCAACGAGAAGACGAACCCAGUAUGGAUGAUCUGAAGCUGAAUGUGACAGUCCACAGUAAUACAUCUUUAACGAUCUAUUGGAAAGACAACCUCAUUAGAGAGUAUGUCUGCUACUCUGUGGAGUGGAUGAGAAAAGGACAUAAACCGUCGCACAUGUCCUUCUAUCGGAAUGAAGACAACCACAGGACCAUAACAACUUUACCAGAGCCUUUGGAGCCCUGUAAGAGAUACAGCAUCACUCUGCAUACGCGUCCAAACAAAGACACCUGUAACAUGAAGCAUAUCAACAACAGUGAGAGCACCUAUGGGAGAACACAGUUCUACUUCAAGGAAGGAACUCCCAUCAAAGCUCCCACAAACAUCAGCAGCUACAACGUCACCCUUCAUUCAGCGGUGCUUCAGUGGUCACCCAUCCCAGAGGAGGACAUCAGAGGAUUUCUGCUGGGUUACAUCAUCUGCUACACCGAGUACCAGUACACGGGGCCGAGAGUGGAGAGAAAUAUAACGGUGGAUCCAGACCUGAACACAUAUGAACUGGAGGAUCUGCAAAGUGGUACUGCAUAUAAAGUCCAAGUCUCUGGUUUCACCAAGGCAGGAGAGGGAGUCCUGAGCUCUGAAAUCCUCUUCAAAACAAACAAUGACAUAGAAUAUUUUCAUCUCGGCAGUGUGAUCGCUGUGUUUGCUGUUUUGGUCAUUGUCCUGAUGUUUGGAUCUCAGGUCAUAAAAAGGGUAAAACAGCUUCUGUGGCCAAGCAUCCCCAACCCUAGAAAAAGCAGUGCAGUGAAGGAAAUAGGACCACGUGAACUAGAACUACUUGAAUCAAUAAGCACUCUGAAAGUGGAAGAAUGGGAUACCAACAGCUUCCAAAUAGUUAAAAAAGAAGACGUGAUGCCCACACCCACAUUAGCUUCAGCAUUACCUCUUCUACAUGCCUUGGAGGACGAUGACAACCAACGAGAAAGGAGCUGUGACUGGAUUUCAAGUGACACAGAGGAGGAAACUGAAGAUACUGGACCUGAUCUCACUACUCAGACAAUCUCGGACAUCCCAAGGACAGAUCUCCAGAGCUCUACUUUUGCCUUUCAAUCAGGCUAUACAACAAUGGAGAUGUUCCAGCAGGUUAUGCCUCAAGAAGUUCCAGUGACUGCUCUAGUCACUCAAACCAUGGGAAGAGAGACAGAGGAGAAAGACUUGUCCAUGGUGAAAUCAAGGUUGGACUAUACGAGGCAAUUUAGUACCGAUACCACCUCGGAGAAUCAGGGAAUGACCAGAGUUUUAUAAAACAGUUUGGACUGCUGGGCAUGAUCAGGAACCAAGGACCAGCGGACCUUGUGACCAUGAAUUCUUAAAUCUAAUAGGUUCUGUUUUUACAGCAUGGUAUGGCUUGGCUUGACUUCAAUCAGCUUCCAUGGAAGGUGUACACUUGGCAAAAGUUCUUAGUAUCACCGCUUAUCUGACAACCAUUUUGGUGUCAUCUUGUUGGAGGUUUACAAAAAGCCAUGUGACUGAUUCGAGAAAGUUGCCAAUUGAAUAGUCACAUGCCAUGAUAAAGGACGUCCUUCAAACACCCUGAAUCUGUUGAAAGUACCUUUUUGGCACCAAGGACUGUAUAAAACAUGAAUGUAGUCUCAGUGACAUCACCCAUUGGUUUCUGAAGUGGUGUCCUGAAGCUCAACGAUAGCAGUCGCCAUAUUGUAAAUGUGUGUGUGAACUUACAAUCAACCCAGACAGACAUAGAGACGGGCCUUAAGCUCCUGGCUAAACCUUUCCAAACUGUCACCACAACCACCCAACCCUUCAAUACAUAAGUGUAUGCACAACCCUGAGCCUUAAUAUGAAGUCAAACAAAAUGAAUGACUUAUGGAAUAUUCAUCCUCUAUGUCCUAUAUAGAAAAUAAUGAGCUUUAGAGACUUAAGACAUUUUUAUAGCACUUGUAAACACACCCUGCUGUAAAAAUGGACUAUUUGAAAUUGGUUCUUAUGGGGACACUACAGAAAUGGCAACUUCUCAACUCUUGAAGUUGCUGCUUGGUUUGCACCACUUGCUGGCUUUCUAAUGGCCAGUUACAGAAAAUGUAAGUAUUGUUGGUGUGCACAUGGAAAACUACCUGGUUCAAAGAGCUUUGUGGACAUUAACAGUGAUGACCUUUCUUCUUACCAAGUGUCUCAGUAGACAUUUUCCUUGUAUUUUUUGUUUUCUUUUUUUUAGGACUCAUUUGCUAGUUUUGAGUCUUUCUAUCUUUUGAGUAGGUCAUUUCAAGCAAAAGCGAAAAUCAAGAGUUGCUGGCAAUACCUCAGUAAAGUCAAUUAACCCAUCUCCCUCACACACAUAGUUCCACACUUUAUAUGCAAACACAUCAGCCUGAUCUGUACAAAAAUAUGCAAAUGCGUAGAGGUGCAAAUGCAUGCACAAAUCCAAAAAUGUGUGUGCAGAUCUGCAAA